GGUUUUUUUCAUGCAUGCGGCCAAUUAUUAUAUUAUAAUUGUAUUAUAGUGAAGGAGCUUGCAUCACUACAUGACAAACAUCUAACACGACCAGCAUUUGAUGACAGUAUUGAUGAAGAACAUGCUAUAGAAAUACAGACCCAGGAAAUUACUCAAAUGUUUGCACACUGCCAGCGAUUAAUACAACAAAUCACUGCCCGCAGUAGACGUGGGACCGAUCAAGAACUGCUUCUUUCACAAAACAUGGUUAUGUCCCUUGUUAGAUCUAUACAGGAAAUGUCAAAUAAUUUUAGAAAAAGUCAAUCAUCAUACUUGAAAAAAUUACGGAGUCGAGAAGAACGAUCUCAAUUUUUUGACACAAAUAUAGGACCAGAUUCAGGGACUCUUCCUGAAGAUGAUAUGUAUGCAAGUUAUGAUAGGGGUUUUUCAUCAGAACAGAUGCAGCUGGUAGACAACAAUACACAGGUAGUAAAUCAGAGAGAUAAGGAGAUUGCCCACAUUGUACGCUCUAUAACAAGAUCUGAAUGAAAUAUUUAAAGAUCUGUCACACAUGGUUGUGG
Messenger RNA from Ruditapes philippinarum (Manila clam), 560 nucleotides. Its product is annotated as syntaxin-16-like. Gene Ontology annotation, biological process: vesicle-mediated transport. Lineage: Eukaryota; Metazoa; Mollusca; Bivalvia; Venerida; Veneridae. The record is from RefSeq and is a predicted model, not a curated record. The annotation marks the transcript as partial. Gene Ontology annotation, cellular component: membrane. The transcript has 4 exons.